Molecule: messenger RNA, 1531 nt
Organism: Rattus norvegicus (Norway rat)
Lineage: Eukaryota; Metazoa; Chordata; Mammalia; Rodentia; Muridae
Gene: Pdcd6
Product: programmed cell death 6
Exons: 6
Coding region: 123-698 (191 amino acids)
Biological process (GO): COPII vesicle coat assembly; cellular response to heat; negative regulation of vascular endothelial growth factor receptor signaling pathway
Cellular component (GO): nucleoplasm; endoplasmic reticulum membrane; cytoplasm
Molecular function (GO): protein homodimerization activity; protein dimerization activity; calcium ion binding
Source: RefSeq, marked provisional
AGUGACUCAAAGGCACGCGCUUCCGUUGUUCCCAGGAAGUUGUGGGCUCCUGGUUCUGCCCCUGACUUGAGGCGGAAGCACAGCUUUUGGAGCUGGGCCGCGGGACCGCUGUGCAUCAGCCCAUGGCUGCCUACUCCUACCGCCCAGGCCCAGGUGCUGGCCCUGGCCCUGCUGCUGGAGCUGCACUGCCAGACCAGAGCUUCCUGUGGAACGUCUUCCAGCGGGUUGAUAAAGACAGGAGCGGAGUGAUUUCAGACAAUGAACUUCAGCAAGCAUUAUCCAAUGGUACAUGGACUCCGUUUAAUCCAGUGACUGUGAGGUCAAUCAUUUCUAUGUUUGACCGAGAAAACAAGGCUGGUGUGAACUUCAGUGAAUUCACAGGUGUGUGGAAGUAUAUCACAGACUGGCAGAAUGUCUUCCGGACCUACGACAGGGACAACUCUGGGAUGAUUGACAAGCAUGAGCUCAAACAAGCACUCUCAGGUUUUGGCUACCGGCUCUCUGAUCAGUUCCAUGACAUCCUCAUCCGAAAAUUUGACAGGCAAGGACGAGGGCAGAUCGCGUUCGAUGACUUCAUCCAGGGCUGCAUCGUCUUGCAGAGGUUGACAGACAUAUUCAGACGCUAUGACACGGAUCAGGAUGGCUGGAUUCAGGUGUCUUACGAGCAGUAUCUCUCCAUGGUUUUCAGCAUUGUAUAACCAGGCCUUGUGAACAUCCAGCACGGCAUGCAAAAAACUGAAGAUGCCAAAUUCCUUACCUGUGCUAGAACAGGGCAUGGCUGCAGUGAGACGCUGCCCUUCCCGUUGACUGUAUAGCUAAUUCUUGGGGACCUGGCUGUACAUAUGUGAAUACUCUGGUCAGUGACUCUGUAGUGGCAAUCUAGCUCCACUGUUAGAACACAGACGUUGGGGUUGCUGACUGAUUGUGCCAUGAGGUGAGACCUAAUAAUGGUUCAGGAUUCUGCUCCCAAACUAUCAUGUUCUUUUCUAGAUGCCUCUAAUUCUGUAGUCGAGAUGCUCUCCUUAGCCAAUAGAAUGUUAAUAUAAUAUGGAACUUGCACAGAAGGCUUUUCAUGUGCCUUACUUUUUAAAACGAAAUUUUAUCCAUUGGAAUAUGUAACAUAAGCAAUAAAGUAAUGAUACAGACUGUCUAGUUUUGGCUGGUUUUUGUUUUGUUUUGUUUUGCUUUAACUAAACAGGUGGAAGAAAUGUACCCUUUGUUACCACUCUAGUUGUUGUGUGAACAUGGGAGAGUGGGACCUAAAAAUAACGCAGACUGAAGUCUCACACAAUAGCCAAUUUUAUUUAGAGCAUCAGAAAAUGUAUACUCUUGAGUGUGAAGAAGAAUCACAUGCGAGAUGUUCAAUCACAAAGACAUGGCAAAAGCAUGUUUUUUCUGUGAAGGCACAUGAAUGACAGCUGCUGCAGUAAACUCCUGUCUGCCAUAGCUGGGAAAAGCACAACACCACAUCCAGGACCAAGUCUAUGUAUGAAGAACAGGUCGUGUAGCAUAAACAAUAAAGUGUUGAUAC